Messenger RNA from Oreochromis niloticus (Nile tilapia), 1915 nucleotides. RefSeq lists its product as uncharacterized. Gene Ontology annotation, molecular function: nucleic acid binding. The transcript is spliced from 2 exons. Bases 301 to 1284 code for a protein of 327 amino acids. Gene Ontology annotation, biological process: DNA integration. Lineage: Eukaryota; Metazoa; Chordata; Actinopteri; Cichliformes; Cichlidae. The record is from RefSeq and is a predicted model, not a curated record.
CAAAACGGAGAGAAAACGAUGCGUUUUCAAACGAAAACGGAUUAGUAUGGACGUAGCCUUAAAGAUGCUUCAUUCUCCUCCAUACUGAAACACCCAGUGAUAGUUCCAAAAGGUCACCAUGUCACUCAACUAAUAAUAGAUCAUUUCCACAGUAAGGUGCAGCACCACGGGAAAGGUUUUACAAUCAAUGAGAUCAGAUUGAAUGGAUUUUGGAUUCCAGGCAUCAACAAGGCCGUGGCAAAUUUUAUACACCAAUGUGUGAAGUGUCGCAGACUCAGAAGAGGCACAGAGGGACAAAAGAUGUCUGAUCUCCGAACGCAGCGCUUAGAUCCAUCUCCACCGUUUACAUUCUGUGGAAUGGACUGUUUUGGUCCUUUUCUAACCAAACAAGCUUGCAAAGAGCACAAGCGUUAUGGACUUCUUUUUACAUGCCUUUGCUGCAGAGCAGUGCACAUAGAAAUGUUAGACAACAUGACUACAGACGCCUUCAUCAAUGCGCUCCGCUGUUUUAUAGCCAUAAGAGGAGCAGUCAGUGAGAUAAGAUGCGAUCAAGGAAGCAACUUUGUCGGGGCUAAAAAUGAACUACAAGAAGCUUUAAAACAAGUGGACUCCAACCGCAUUACCACAUUUCUUGCAGAGAAGCAGUGUGACUUCAAAAUGCACAGUCCUCAUUCAAGCCAUACAGGAGGUGUAUGGGAAAGACAAAUCAGGACAGUUCGAAACAUUCUGCGCUCUACAGUUUCACUUUCAUCUGGCAGAAUGGACGACGCAUCAUUAAGGACAUUCUUCUAUGAGGCAAUGGCAAUCGUCAACAGCAGGCCCCUUACGGUGGACAACCUAAGUGACCCAAGCAGCGCAGAGCCCUUGAUACCAAAUCACCUGCUUACUAUGAAGUCAAAGAUAUCCCUGCCCCCUCCAGGCACAUUCGUCAAAGAGGAUAUUUAUGCACGUAAAAGGUGGCGGCAGGUGCAGUACUUAUCAGAACAGUUUUGGUCACGUUGGAAAAGGGAGUAUCUAUCCAACAUCGCAACAAGACAGAAAUGGCACACUCCAAGGAGAAACUUGAAAGUUGGAGAUGUUGUCAUGGAGAAGAUGGAUGAUCUACCCCGCAAUGAAUGGAGAUUAGCACGUGUAAUGGACACAGUAACUGACAAAGACGGACUUGUAAGAAAAGUAAAGAUUUGCUUCGGAGAAAAGAAGACUGAGAAAGGACAAUGUCCUAGUAAACGUUCUGUAUUGGAACACCCAGUGCAGAAACUGGUUUUGCUACUAGAGACUGUUUAACUACAUUCCAAGGUUUAAGGUUCACUCUUUUCAAUGGAACUAUGUGUUAUCAUACAGUUUAAUGGUUACACGUCAUUUCUUCAUUAGGAAAUCAUUAUCGCUUAAGUUGGUUCCCAGUUAAGCUCUUAAUGAUUUGGUGGGAGUGUAAAUGACCUCAUUAUUAUUUUGUCAAGUGGUUUAUGAGUGGCUAUUAUUUUGUUGCAGCUUGGACCCAGCUGAUGCUUUUAUUUUGAAAGUUCUAGAGCGACAAGGUGCCGUAAAUCAAGUGGUGUAAACAAAAACAGUAGAAGCGCGAGUUUUAAUGCACAGAGAGAAGGUGUGCUCAAUGGUUAAAGAACGGGACAAAACGGCUAUUAAGGUGCAAUUCUGAGUUGUAAGCAGUUCCUUAGCACCUGGUUGAUGAGGGAACAAGCUCUUACAGUGUGUUCACAUACACGACUGUUUAAUAAAAGGAUUGUGAACCAUCAGUUCGAGAGACCAUCUUUUCAAUUUGGGAUGCUACAGUGAUGACGGAGCUGAACUCCCUUAGGGUGGUGUCUGAGAGGCGGCUGCUGUCCCAGAUAAGGACGAUGCUGGAUAAUACCUCCCACCCACUACAUGAUGUGCUGGCUAGUCACAGGAGCACGCUCAG